This is a messenger RNA of Diaporthe citri, 1614 nucleotides long. RefSeq lists its product as uncharacterized. The transcript has 2 exons. Gene Ontology annotation, molecular function: iron ion binding; monooxygenase activity; heme binding. The coding region runs from base 1 to 1614 and encodes 537 amino acids. NCBI's taxonomy places the organism in Eukaryota, Fungi, Ascomycota, Sordariomycetes, Diaporthales, Diaporthaceae. The record is from RefSeq and is a predicted model, not a curated record.
AUGCUUGACUUUGCGCGACACGUCGCGACAACCAGCGAGCCGAUGGACUGGUUCCGCAGGCAGACCGAGAAGCACCGGACGCCACUUCUGCAGGUCUUCCCACGGCCGUUCGGGAAACCAUUCGUGUUGCUUUCCGACUUUGGCGAGGUACAAGCCAUGAUGCUCAGCCGCAAGAACGUCUUCGACCGCUCCAGCCUAUUCCGUGACAUACUCGGCGGUGCCGGCGAGCAUCACCACAUCCUGAAGAAGUCUGGCAAGGAGUGGCAGACCCAGCGCAGCCUGCUUGCAGACCUCAUGGUUCCCGCUUUCCUUCACAAUGUUGCGGCUCCGCACAUUUACACGGCCGUCCACAACAUCAUCGAUCUUUGGGAGGCGAAAACUCGCAUCGCUGAGGGCCGUCCUUUCCGAAUUGACCUGGAUGUUGACUAUCUGGCCCUGGACGCCGUGUUAGCCUUCACAUAUGGCGACAGCUACCCUGAGAGAGCCGUGGUCUCGCAAAUUGAUGCGCUUGAGGCUUUCUCCGACAAAGAUAUCCUGAGUUUACGCAAAAAAGCACAAAAGCUUGGCGACGACGCCCCAAUGGACUUCCCGCCGGCACCGAUUCACGAGGACAUGACAGCCAUCUUGACAAUGGUGCAUAUGGCGGAGACUCUGCAGUCGAGUGUGUUCCCUGCGUUCACGUGGUGGUGGUUGAGCAAGACAUCAAAAAUUCGCAAUGCAUGGGCCAGGCGUGAUGGUUUAGUCGCCAGCCAGAUCGGAAAAGCCUUGGAUCGGCUCCGUGAGAACGGUGAAGACGACACCUGGCUUCGAAAUGCAGUCGACCUGAUCGUCAAUCGAGUGAGGAGUUUUGCGAAAAGGGAGGGCAGAGAACCAAGCUACAUCAACCCCAUGACUCUUGAAGAAGUCUUUGGAUUCACGAUGGCUGGCCAAGAAAGCAGCUCGAGCACGCUCAUUUGGGCCCUGAAGUACCUCACGAACCAUCAGGACGUGCAGAAGAAACUCCGCUCUGUGCUACAUGCGAGCCACAAGCAGGCCUUCGCCGAAAAGCGUGAGCCGUCGGUCAGCGAGAUCACCCACACGCAGAUCCCGUACCUAGACGCCGUGAUGAACGAGUGUCUGCGACUCGGCACGCCAAUCCCCUUCCUGGCGCGCGAUGCCGAGGUCGACACCGAGAUCCUCGGCGUGCACAUCCCCAAGGGCACGACCGUCUUCGCCCACACGCUCGGCCCCAGCCUCAUGACCCCGACACUGGAAAUCGACCCAAAGCUGCGCUACCAGACCCCGCAGGGCUCGCGGACGGGAGAGUGGGACGACGAGGACAAACCCAGGUUCCGGCCCGAGCGCUGGCUGGUCGAGAGCCGCGACCCGAAGACCGGCGAGGCGACCGUGGCGUAUGAUCCUAAUGCAGGCCCCUUCUUGGCCUUUGGCAUAGGUCAGCGUGCCUGUUUCGGUCGGCGCAUGGGCUUGUUCGAGUUCCGUAACUCGCUGACUCUGUUGAUAUGGCACUUUGAGUUCUUGCCGGUGCCAGAGGCACUGGCCAGCUAUGAUGCCCGAGAUGGGCUUACUAGGAGACCAAAGGCCCCAUAUGUACGCACCAGGAGGGUGGUGUACUAG